Lizanozyma spartinae is the source of this 1131-nucleotide messenger RNA. RefSeq lists its product as uncharacterized. NCBI's taxonomy places the organism in Eukaryota, Fungi, Ascomycota, Pichiomycetes, Serinales, Debaryomycetaceae. The record is from RefSeq and is a predicted model, not a curated record. The transcript has a single exon. Gene Ontology annotation, cellular component: cytoplasm; dynactin complex. Gene Ontology annotation, biological process: mitotic spindle organization. The coding region runs from base 1 to 1131 and encodes 376 amino acids.
AUGGUCAGCAAAUAUAAAGGACUUCCUGAUGUGGAUUACGGAGCACAGGAAGUGUUUGAGAAUUCUGACGUGGAGGAAGAACGUCACGUGCCUGAAUCUCCAAGGUCCGAUCCAAACAUAAUACAAGAAAGCCUACACCGAUCUGAGGCCGAGAUCCGAUUUGGCAACGAUGUAGUUGUCGGGGAGGCAGUGGACUUCCUGGGGAACGUAUCUUUGGGCAAAUUUAUAGGCUACAAUGUUGCAAGAGUCGAUGAAACUCGACAACAGAAACUUGCACGUAUAGAACAAGAAUUGAGUCAAUUGUCUUUAGAGGAGGAUGAUGUACAAGUUAAGAGCUUGAUUUCAAUGCUUGAUACGAUUCAAAAUGGUAAGAAGGAAGCUGACAGGUCUGAGCAGAAUUUAUAUGGGACUAAAGUGAAAUCGUUGUUUGAUCUGAUAACGAAUGAGUUACACAAAUCGAGGGUAAGAUCACGUGACAUGAAUAAUAAUAAUAAUUAUAAUAAUGAUAAUAAUCUUGUGGAUACAGGCGUUAUACUGGAACUAGAAACUAAAAUUAAUUCAUUAGAAACCCAAAUUGGUCCGGAGUUCUUUACUGAGGCAUUUCCUACUUCUAUCCAUGCUGUGAUCAAGGAAUUGACACGAAAGACGCAUAUUAUUCAGAACCCGGAAUAUGCCAUUGACAUUGUGAAGGAGAAAAUCGAUAGCAUCAAGAAAGAGAAUGAUAUUCUAGAAACUCAAACCAAAGUUCUAAAUGUAAUACAGGGCAAUAAUAAUAUUCUGAAGCGACUGGCAGGUCUAGGAAGUGAUGCUGGUCUUUCUGAAACUGAGAGAACCCAACUUCGACAAUUGUGUAGUCGGAUUCCUGAAUUCGAUGCAGUUAACCAUACAGUUCCCCGUAUUAUAGAACGUUUAAAGACUCUACAACGGGUUCAUAUCGAUACCACUUGUUGUGUUAACUUUGUUGGGGAACUUGAUCUGGUUGUCAAUAGUAUUAUGGCAGACAUGGUUAAAUGGGAUACUUCCAUUAACAAAUGUAUGGAGAAUUUAGAAGCUUAUGAAGCGAAUUUUAAUACUAAUAAGGAGUCAAUUCUCAAACAGAUGGACGAAUUGGAGAAGGCACUGCAUAUGUAA